GUUCAUUCACACCACAUGAGGGCGAAACCCUUCUACAGGUUUUUGGUUCAACACGUUCCCUUUCGAUGACGUGACGCGAGGAGAGGUGAGCUGCCGCCCUGGGAGAACUCUCGGUUUUGACUCGUCUGCGGGAAGAAAAAAAAAAAAAAAACAACCAAACGACAUCUCGCGUUUACACGGAUAAAGUUGCAGAAGUUGCGUUGAAGUGCGCGCGCGCCUGAAAUGGAAGAAAUGGGAGACACCGAGUUUUCAGAGUCUCAAGCCGACAACGGCGCGGACAAAAUCGACAUGUCACUCGACGAGAUCAUCAAGCUGAAUAAAAAAGAGCAGAAAGCAAACAGAGCUGCGGACAGGGCCAGAAGCAGGCGUGUUUCAAACAGGAAUAAUGUGCUAAAGAAGCUCAACCAGACACCACAGGCACGGAGAGGCCUCAGACGAGGUUCGCUGCAGUAUCAGGGGCCAAUCAGGUCACGUGGGCUGAACAGGAGCAGAGGUUUGGGGAGACAAAGCGGGCUGAGUCCUCUUAACAGAGCUAAUUCCGAGACAGAAGAGCAACAAGUUCAAAGCACAGCCUCAGUGAGAGGCUCGUUCCGUGGGCGAGGAAGAGGACGAGGAAGAGGACGAGGAGGAUUGAGCAGGGGAGCUUUGUCAGCGAGAGGUCAGCGAGUUCCCCAGAGAGGCGGAAGACCAUUUGUAUUAGACAGAGGAUUUGCUGCUAUGAGAGGUUCCGGCAAAUUGGAAAUGUAUCAGAAAAUAAGAAGUCAGAGAACUACACCUACUCCCGGGACAAUGUUAACAGUGUCGCUGCCCAAUGCAAACUCGCCACCUGUGACUCAGGUGAGGCCACAGCGGGGUGGUUCAGCGUUGAGGGGCAGGUCAUCUGAGGCGUUGAGGGGUAGGUCAACUGAGGCGGUGAGGGGCAGGCCAACACCCAAAGGCAUCCCUCUGCACUUCAAUUACAAAGCAACCACCAACCAGACUCAGCUGUCCCUGAAUGAGCGCUUCACUGGUUUGAGGAUGAGAGGGCGAGGCCCAAGGUUAAACAGAGAAAGUGGGAGGGGUCGGGGGCAGGGACGUGGACGGGGACGAGGAAGAGGAGAGAUUGGCAGAGGAAGAGGUGGAGGAAGGGGAGUGAUAAAAGAAGGACCAGCUAUGACAAGAGGAGGAAGAGGAAGAGCUAGAGGUGGAGCAAGAGGAUUAGACCGAACCGUCUUUCUCCAGUGAUUCCAAUCACUUGGCCUGAAUGAAGUAUUAUUGCGGGGGGCACAUCUGUUUUCACAAUGACAGCCUGUUGGAUUGCUUUAUAUUUUUAACAUGAGAUUAGAGAAGCUGUUUUAUAGUCAACAAACCACAUUGUUAAAAGUUGACACCAAUGUAAUGUGUUAAAUGUUCAUUUUAAGCCCUGAUUUAAAAUAUAUAUAUAUAUAUAUAUAUAUAUAUAUAUAUAUAUAUAUAUAUAUAAUUUUUAAAGCUUGUAUUCAGGUUCACAUUUGAACGUUCUUAGAAUUGGACAUCACAUACCAAGCCUCAAAAUUCAAAGUGCCUUAACACUUAUUGUAAAUACAUUUUUGUUUACAUGGUUUAUAUUUGGGUGUUACCAAUCUUACAAAAGUGUUAUGAAAUAUACCAAAUAAAAUAUUUAAAAUAAAUAUG
This is a messenger RNA of Ictalurus furcatus (blue catfish), 1653 nucleotides long. Its product is annotated as UAP56-interacting factor. NCBI's taxonomy places the organism in Eukaryota, Metazoa, Chordata, Actinopteri, Siluriformes, Ictaluridae. The coding region runs from base 223 to 1224 and encodes 333 amino acids. The record is from RefSeq and is a predicted model, not a curated record. Gene Ontology annotation, biological process: mRNA export from nucleus. Gene Ontology annotation, molecular function: mRNA binding. The transcript is spliced from 9 exons.